Lolium rigidum is the source of this 515-nucleotide messenger RNA. RefSeq names its product histone H2B.1-like. Gene Ontology annotation, biological process: nucleosome assembly. The record is from RefSeq and is a predicted model, not a curated record. NCBI's taxonomy places the organism in Eukaryota, Viridiplantae, Streptophyta, Magnoliopsida, Poales, Poaceae. The transcript has a single exon. Gene Ontology annotation, cellular component: nucleosome. Gene Ontology annotation, molecular function: structural constituent of chromatin; DNA binding; protein heterodimerization activity. Bases 1 to 459 code for a protein of 152 amino acids.
AUGGCCCCCAAGGCGGAGAAGAAGCCGGCGGCCAAGAAGCCCGUAGAGGAGGAGCCGGCGGCGGAGCCGGCCGCGAAGGCCCCUGCCACGAAGAAGCCCAAGGCCGGGAAGAGCCUUCCGGCGGGGAAAACCGCCUCCAAGGAGGGCGGCGACAAGAAGGGCAAGAAGAAGGCCAAGAAGAGCGUGGAGACCUACAAGAUCUACAUCUUCAAGGUGCUCAAGCAGGUCCACCCCGACAUCGGCAUCUCCUCCAAGGCCAUGUCCAUCAUGAACUCCUUCAUCAACGACAUCUUCGAGAAACUUGCCGGCGAGGCCGCCAAGCUCGCCCGCUACAACAAGAAGCCCACCAUCACCUCCCGGGAGAUCCAGACCUCCGUCCGCCUCGUCCUCCCCGGCGAGCUCGCAAAGCACGCCGUCUCUGAGGGCACCAAGGCCGUCACCAAGUUCACCUCAUCUUAGAUCUGCUUCGUUUGCUGUUCUUAGCAACUGUAGUGGCCGGUGGUAGUUAGAUCUGU